GCUCCUUAUAGAUCGCCACUACUACGCUAUAGCCCAUCCGCAUCCAUGGCAUCAACGCCGAACGCAUUCCAGGCGCCCCCACCCCCCACCCAACCCUCUCAUCCCAAUCCACCCGCGGGACUGGGGUAUGUUUUCUCGCAUAGCAGCGUAAUGGGGCUCUCUGUCGAUGCCGGGUUCGCUGGCUCUGUGGCCCGUUGACUAUAGGUCGGUGGUCAUCGGGGAGACUUUUCUCCCUCCCAUCCUAAUUGUUUACCUAUAUAUCCGCCGUGGAUCUCGCUCUCCCACCAGACAAGCCAUUGUUCACAGUGAACACUCGAAAAGAUGACAGCCUCUUUAGAAGAAACCGCGGUCAGCUACAAGGAGCUGGCCGAUCUCGAGGAUAACUUUUCUGAGAUUGAGAAGGGAAUCAUCCGCCAGCAUUACUUGCGCUCCAAGCCGCUCUACUCCAAGCGCGCCGAGCUGGUCGCCAAAAUCCCCAACUUUUGGCCGCUCGUCUUCAAGCAGGCGCCUAUGGACAUUGACGAGUAUAUUCAGCCUUCCGACUCGGCGCUACUGCUACACUCGCUCAGGUCGCUCUCCGUAACCCGCUUCGAACUCGACGAGGACGAGCAGAAGGGCGACCCGCGUAGUGUCGCUAUCCGUUUCGAGUUCGCCGAGAACGAGCACUUUGAGGACAAGGUGCUAGAGAAGAAGUUCUGGUGGCGCCAGAGCAAGGACGGCUUCGCCGGCCUGGUCAGCGAGCCCGUGGAGAUAGCGUGGAAGAAGAGCAAGGAUCUAACGAAUGGCCUGCUGAGCCUUGUAAAGGCGGUCUAUAACGAGCAGCAGACGAAGGUUGCGAGGAACGUGGCGUUGACCGCCCUCAAAAAGAAGAUCGAAGGCACCGACAUUAGCGGUGUCAGCUUUUUCGCCUGGUUUGGCUACGUUGGUAAGCACGUGUCCGCUGAGGAAAGCAAGAGGGUGAUUGAGGAGGAAGAGGAGCGGAGGAGGAGGGCAGCUGACGAGGAGGCUGCUGGGAAUGGGGAUGAGGACAACAAUACGGCCGAGGACUACGCAUACGCGCAAGAUGAGGACUUGGAAAUCUUCCCCGGGGGGGAUGCGAUCGCCAUGGUCAUUGUGAAUCAUUUGUGGCCCGAUGCGAUUAAGUACUAUUUCACAUCUAUAUCCGAGGGCUCGCUGAGCGACUUCGGUCUCGACUCGGGCGAGGAUGAGAAUUAGUAGAGCCCGCAAUUCCGGAGUAUGGUGACUGCGAGAUGCGUACUGAGCUACACCCAACUAAGGACUAUACCGUCUAUAUGGCAACUUAUAUCCCCAUUAAAAAUCUACGCUACAGAAUUGAUGACGCUACCAAGCACAUCUCCGCCGGAACCAAGUUAUAGUAGUGGAGUUGCUGUAGGAUCCAAUGACUCCCUCGGAUAACUAUCUGAAAGGACCUAGAAAGCGGAGCGAAUAGUUCCUUCUCGGCUUCUUCUCUAUCUAUUUGAUCAACCCUAGCCCCACAGUGCUCC
Chaetomium strumarium is the source of this 1505-nucleotide messenger RNA. RefSeq names its product nucleosome assembly protein. The transcript is spliced from 3 exons. Lineage: Eukaryota; Fungi; Ascomycota; Sordariomycetes; Sordariales; Chaetomiaceae. Gene Ontology annotation, biological process: nucleosome assembly. Bases 322 to 1215 code for a protein of 297 amino acids. Gene Ontology annotation, cellular component: chromatin; nucleus. Gene Ontology annotation, molecular function: histone binding; chromatin binding. The record is from RefSeq and is a predicted model, not a curated record.